Gadus morhua (Atlantic cod) is the source of this 1977-nucleotide messenger RNA. RefSeq names its product GTPase IMAP family member 9-like. Lineage: Eukaryota; Metazoa; Chordata; Actinopteri; Gadiformes; Gadidae. The transcript is spliced from 2 exons. Bases 431 to 1174 code for a protein of 247 amino acids. The record is from RefSeq and is a predicted model, not a curated record. Gene Ontology annotation, molecular function: GTP binding.
AGUGUUUACUUGAAGUCCGGACUUGCCAAGUACGAACUUCCAAGUCCGCGAGUACGUAGUAGGCUACGCGUACUAGGAAUUGAGAAACGGCCAAACAUUUCCCGUGUGAGAAAAGAAAGUUUAAACUUGUUUCAACGAAUCUGCGCAUGUCCAUGACAUUCAUACUGAAACUGAAACAAUGCUGGGGUGUGGUUUACUGUAAACUACCUCGUCUCCGUUACAUGUGUAUGCCUACUAAGUUGUUUAGAUGCAGUAGACUACGUUAACUGCCGUCUAAACUUAAUCUCACUUUUUUUACCCACUUUGCGAAGAAUGGAAUUUUAGCUUGAUCUGAAACUGCGCAAACCUCCUGAUUUUUUAGGGCGAGGGUGACCUGAACAACAGAUAAACGACGAUAGGAAAGAAUAAUAUUGAGAAAGAAAUACUCAAUAUGGAGUCAGGAGCAACGGGACCGUGUCCAACCGACAUGGGAGAGAAUGAUCCAGAAGAAGUGCUGAGACUGAUCCUGAUUGGAAACACGGGGUCUGGGAAGAGCGCCUCAGGGAACACCAUCCUUGGCCAGGCUGGCCAGCGUCCCUUCAAGUCCAUUAGUAGCCCAGCCUCCGUGACACAAGUCUGCCAGCUGGGGACCUCUGGAUACCAUGUUGAGGAGGAGGCGUUGAGGAGGAGGAAGAGCAGUUCAAGCAGGAGGAGCAAGAGGAAGAAGGUGGCGGUGGUGGACAUGCCAGGUUUUGGAGACACACAACAGACCCAGGAACAGAUCAUCACGGAGAUCAGCAAAAGCAUGACCCUGACGGCCCCCGGCCCACACGCCUUCCUCUUGGUGCUCAAGCUGGAAAGCUACAAAGCGGAGGUGAAAAGGGCAGUGGAAAUGAUAGCUGAGGUAUUUGGUGAAGUGGCGCUCCGCGACUACACAGUGGUGCUGUUCGCCAGGGGAGAUGAGCUGGAUGAUCAGAUAGAGGAGUACCUGUCCAGCUCUGAUGACUUAAGGGGUUUGAUUCACAGGUGUGGAGGCAGGUACCACGUAUUCAACAACAAGGAUGAAAGUGAUGUGCAGCAAGUUCCCGAGCUGCUGGAAAAGGUGGAGAAGGUUGUGGAUUUAAACGGUGGAGGGUGUUAUACCAACGCCAUGUACCAGGUGGCAGCAAAGAAGAAAAAAUGCAGUAUCCUUUAGGCCAGGCCAAUGUGUUAAGAUGAAUAAAUAUUAGAACAUCUUCAUUCAUCUAUUGAAUUUUAAAAUAUAUCAAUAAUUGUCAAUCUUAAAGAGCUCCAAUCAGUAACGGUAACAAAUUACAAAAAAAACGAAAAAGUUACUUUUCUUUUUUUAAUCGCAGCCUUUGCGAUUUGCAUAUCGCCUUAUAUUACAUCGUAAUAUCGAUUUGAAAUCGAUUAAUCGUUCACCCCUACUUUAAAGCAUAUGGCCAUUGGGGCCGGAGGGUUUGCGAGGGUCCAGAGGGUUUACGAUCCAGAUUUUUCAAAUGCUUCCCCUCUACCACGACCGCUUCACCUUUACCUCUGCCUGUUGUUUUAUGUAUAUCAGGGUCAUUUGGACCGUGAUAUAUUUUUUGUAUUUUUGAAUAUUGGGGCACUCAGUCUGGUUGAAAAGCGGGGGCAGAACUGCAAAAGGCUCUCGUGCCCUCUUGUAAGGGAAGCAGACGGACGACUAGAUGAAAAGGAGUACAGGGGGGAGUGGAGGAGCGGCUUGACAUCUUGUCUCUCCCCUGUUGCUUAACUUAUCUUUACGUUCCUAGUUUUCACUUCACUUCGAGAUGUGCCUGAUCAUUGGCUUGAGUUAAUAUUCAACAUCAGAUGGGUUCUUGGUUUUACAGUUGAUUCAAUCCUGCAUAAAACUGGCUUCAUAUAUGUUUUUAUUUUCAUGAUUUAUUCACUGGAAAAUAAUCAAUUAAGGAUGUAUUGACUUCACAGUCACAUAUAUAACUUGCAUAUUUUAAAUCAAUAAACAUAUAAUUUCCUGUA